Messenger RNA from Danaus chrysippus (African queen), 1194 nucleotides. The record is from the annotation of a GenBank genome assembly. NCBI's taxonomy places the organism in Eukaryota, Metazoa, Arthropoda, Insecta, Lepidoptera, Nymphalidae.
AUGUUGAAAAUUAUUUUUCCAGGAGUAAUAUGCGAGGAGAACAUCGGCAGACGCCGUGCCGUCCCUGUCCUCUAUCUCCAAGGGUCUCAUUAUGAAGUCGGCUUUGAUGUGGGUCGCAAUUUUGCUUCAAUAAUCAAGAGUUUCCUAUCUUCUUAUGAAAACUUACGAGACUUCGAAAAGGAAUACAAAACUAUACCAGGUCAAGAUGCUUACGAGAAAACGCUUGCUAACAUGAAAAAAAGAUACCCAUACUACGUUAAAGAAAUGCAAGGUGUUGCAGAUGGUGCUAAUGUACCAUUCCAUCAGCUUUUCCUGUUGCAAAUGGAUGACUUAAUUGGGACCAUUAACGAUAAUCAUAUCCCCCGUAACGACACAGGAGGCUGCAGUUCUCUGGCUGUUAAAACCCCUAAAAGUGCUGUACUGGCACAUACUGAAGACGCUUUCGGUGAAACACUGAACCAUUUCUACAUAAUGUCAGCACAUAUCAUACCAGACCCCGAAGACAAGGAACUUGGAGCUGUUGAAGAAAGAUUUGCUUCUCUCUGCUACGCCGGACAUAUGCCAGGUUAUACAAUGGGGUAUAAUGAGAACGGAUUGGUUUUCUCUAUAAACACACUUAGCCCUCUAGAAUUAAAACCCGGAAACACGCCAAGAACAUUUAUUACCCGAGCUUUAUUGGCGUCUAAGAACUUUAGUGACGCUGAAAGAAUUCUACGAGAUGAGGGUCUUGGCAUCGGGAACGGCUUUUCUAUUAACAUGAUAUGGUCUGAUAAAUGUGGCGACCAGAAGAUUUACAAUGUGGAAGUAGCCCCGGAUCUUAAAGCGGACAGAUCCGUCUUGAACAUCAACAAUUACGUAGAUGAACCUUUGAUUCAUACUAACAUCUACCAACGUUUAUCUGUGAAGGAAGUGAUUGGACCGAUCAUAGAUAGUAGCACGGCUAGGCUCAAAGCUAUUCAUGCGCAUCCACCUCCAGAAAACGGAAAGGAUUUAAAAAAUAUUUUGUCUGAUGUAUCUGGUCAAGAUUUCCAGGUGUUCCAGGAAAAAAAGGACUCCAUUAUAAAGACUAUUGCUGCCGGUCUUUUUGAACUAGAUAAGAUGACUUGGAGCAUUUAUAUCAAUAAGCCAAAUAUCUCAGAACCUGUGGCUGUUCUACCUAUACGAUUCUCCAGCCUGCCAAAAUGUGAACCCUAA